Molecule: messenger RNA, 518 nt
Organism: Malaya genurostris
Lineage: Eukaryota; Metazoa; Arthropoda; Insecta; Diptera; Culicidae
Product: DET1- and DDB1-associated protein 1
Exons: 4
Coding region: 147-446 (99 amino acids)
Biological process (GO): positive regulation of proteasomal ubiquitin-dependent protein catabolic process
Cellular component (GO): Cul4-RING E3 ubiquitin ligase complex
Source: RefSeq, a predicted model, not a curated record
CAAGUGUCAACAGUUCUAUUUGCAUUUUCGUGUUGAAUCUAAAAAAUCAACAAUAAAAUUAGAUUUGGAAAAGUAUCAGUUCAACGAUUUUCCACCUAAGAAUAGCCUAUUUGUGUUCCAAUUGACGAGUGUUGUCCUAGAAUAUUAUGUCCAUAACAGAAUUUCUGAAAGAUUUACCCUGUCACAACGAGGAGAACUUCUCUCUAUUCAAUACUGAGAAUGGCGUGAAAACUUCCUCUAAAAGACCCUCGGUGUACAUUCAGACUGCCGAUAUUCCAUCGGAACAAGUGAUAGUCACCGAGAAAAAGAAUAUUUUGCUGCGUUAUCUCCAUCAACAAUGGGACAAAAAGAACGCACCAAAAAAGCGCGAUCACGGAAAUGAUCCCUCCAGUGACACUCUGAGAAAACGGCCCAGGCUUGAGAACCGCGAAAACAACAAUACAUAAAAUCAAUCAGUACGUUGCGAUUUAACGAAAACGGUUAAUACAUAUGCACAUUUCAUCUUAAACAGCAUCAAA